AUGACUCAAAACCAGCAGAUCGAUGAAAAUACUUUGGAUUUUCUUCAUCAACAUCAAGGUAAUAAUGUUGGAUAUGAUGAUAUUCAUCUAUCCAAUGAAGCACAAGAACACGAACAUCAAGUCACCAUACCAGGGAAUAAUAUUCAUAAUCUCAUUCUUCCUCACUUUAUGGCAGAUAUUCCGGCACAAUUAAAAAGAGUAUGUCUUUUAGCUGAUAAUGACGUACCUAUUGGUGUUCAAUCAAGUGAAAUUGAUCGACGUCAACAAUAUGAUGCAGAUAUCCAACGUGCUUGUUUGGAUUUUUGUAUGUUUCUAUAA
Rotaria sp. Silwood2 is the source of this 318-nucleotide messenger RNA. NCBI's taxonomy places the organism in Eukaryota, Metazoa, Rotifera, Eurotatoria, Philodinida, Philodinidae. The record is from the annotation of a GenBank genome assembly.